AUGACAACCACCUUCCCCACCUCCCCCACCCCCUUCGCCGAGCCCCCCUACCUCUCCGACCUCCCCUCGCCCUACCACACGCCCUCGCACCGCAGCUGGCAGCGCGCCAUCCGGACCUUCAUCGAAGAAAACCUCCUCAAACAUGCCUUCGAAUGGGACGCGCAGGAGACGGUGCCGCCGCACGUCUUCGAGACCUUUGCCAAAGCCAACAUGCUGGUGCCAAACCUGCCCGCACCGCUGCCGGUCGAGUGGCUGAGGAAGUUGGGGCUGGGAGAGCUGCUCGGGGGCGUGAAGGUGGAGGAAUUCGACUAUCUGCACGGGGCGAUUUACUGCGAUGAGAUGGCCCGCGCCGGCAUCGCCGGGCCCUCGGGCUCCCUCACCGUCGGCAUGGCCUUCGGCGUGCCGCCCAUCAUCAAGUUCGGCUCCCCGGCCCUCCAAGCCCGCUUCCUGCCGGACCUCCUCACCGGCCGCGCCCGCGCGUGCAUCGCCAUCACCGAGCCCGACGCCGGCUCCGACGUCGCGCGCAUCACGACCACGGCCGUCAAGUCCGCCGACGGCAGGCGCUACGUCGUCAACGGCACCAAGAAGUGGAUCACCAACGGCAUCUGGAGCGACUACGCCGCCAUGGCGGUGCGGACGGGUGGCGAAGGGCCGGGGGGGCUGAGCAUGCUCGUCGUGCCGUUGAAGGGGGAGAAGGGGGUGAGCAUGCGGCGGUUGAAGGUGGGCGGGCAGGUCAGCGCGGGGACGACGUUUAUCGAGUUGGAUGACGUGGAGGUGCCGGUGGAGAAUUUGAUUGGGGAGGAGGGGAUGGGGAUGAGGUAUAUUAUGACAAACUUCAACCACGAGCGCCUCACCAUCGCCAUCUCCACCACCCGCUACGCCCGCGUCGCCGUCGCCUCGGCCAUGGACUACGUCCUGCGCCGCGAGGCCUUCGGCGCCCCCCUCGUCGAGCAGCCCGUCGUCCGGCACCGGCUCGCCAAGGCCGGCGCCGAGCUCGAGAGCCUGCAGGCCUGGGUCGACCAGUUCGUCUACCAGAUGACGCGCCUCUCCAAGGCGGACGCCGACGCCCGGCUCGGCGGCCUCACCGCCCUGGCAAAGGCCCGCGCCGGCAUCGUCUUCGACGAGUGCGCCCGCUGUGCCGUGCUGCUGUUUGGCGGCAACGGAUACACCAGGACCGGUCAGGGCGAGAUCGCCGAGAGGAUUUACCGCGAGGUGCCCGGACAGAGGAUCCCGGGAGGAUCGGAAGACGUGCUGCUCGAUCUGGCCAUACGGCAGCUGGUCAAGAACUACAGGAAGCAGACAAAGGCUCUAGAGCGGCCGAGCGGGUCGUCGAAACUCUAG
Molecule: messenger RNA, 1341 nt
Organism: Diplodia corticola
Lineage: Eukaryota; Fungi; Ascomycota; Dothideomycetes; Botryosphaeriales; Botryosphaeriaceae
Product: acyl-dehydrogenase
Exons: 4
Coding region: 1-1341 (446 amino acids)
Molecular function (GO): oxidoreductase activity, acting on the CH-CH group of donors; flavin adenine dinucleotide binding
Source: RefSeq, a predicted model, not a curated record